GUUUUUUGGCAGCCUGUCUAGAGCUAACUGAAUCACCAUGAGUCUUACCGCAAAGGACAAAGCCAUCGUGAAGGAAUUCUUCGCCAAGGUUGCCCCCAAGGCUGAAGAGAUUGGAAAUGAGACUCUAUCAAGGACUCUUUUCGUGUACCCUCAGACCAAGACCUACUUCUCCCACUGGGCUGAUUUGAACCCCGGCUCACCCAAUGUGAAGAAACAUGGGCUGACUGUGGUGAAUGGAGUCCUCAAGGCAGUUGAAUUGAUCGAUGAUCUCAAGGGAGGUCUGCUCACUCUGAGCGAGCUUCACGCAUUCAUGCUGCGCGUGGACCCUGCUAACUUCAAGAUCAUCAACCACAACCUGCUUGUGGCUCUCGCCAUCACGUUUCCUGUUGACUUCACUCCUGAUGUGCACGUGUCUGUGGAUAAGUUCCUGGCUCAGGUCAGCCUGGCCCUGUCUGAGAAAUACCGCUAA
Triplophysa dalaica is the source of this 469-nucleotide messenger RNA. It is a transcript of the gene hbae3, whose product is annotated as hemoglobin alpha embryonic-3. Gene Ontology annotation, cellular component: blood microparticle; hemoglobin complex; haptoglobin-hemoglobin complex. Bases 38 to 469 code for a protein of 143 amino acids. Gene Ontology annotation, molecular function: haptoglobin binding; oxygen carrier activity; peroxidase activity. The record is from RefSeq and is a predicted model, not a curated record. Gene Ontology annotation, biological process: oxygen transport; hydrogen peroxide catabolic process. The transcript is spliced from 3 exons. NCBI's taxonomy places the organism in Eukaryota, Metazoa, Chordata, Actinopteri, Cypriniformes, Nemacheilidae.